Molecule: messenger RNA, 485 nt
Organism: Salvelinus sp. IW2-2015
Lineage: Eukaryota; Metazoa; Chordata; Actinopteri; Salmoniformes; Salmonidae
Product: serine/threonine-protein kinase SMG1-like
Biological process (GO): phosphorylation; nuclear-transcribed mRNA catabolic process, nonsense-mediated decay
Molecular function (GO): protein serine/threonine kinase activity
Source: RefSeq, a predicted model, not a curated record
UUCGCUCUCCUUCUCUCUGUAUCCAGGGUAUCAGAACAUUCUUCUAUACCAACCGUCAGACCUGCCAGGAUUGGCUGACUCGUAUCCGUCUGGCCCUGAUGAGGGUGGGGCUUCUGUCCGGCCAACCAGCAGUCACCGUCCGCCACGGCUUGGACCUGCUGACUGAGAUCCAGAACAGCAGCACUCUGGGUCCAGAGUUGGAGGCUCCUCUGGUGAUGCUGGUAGAGGCUCUGUGUGAACUUCACUGUCCUGAGGCUAUCCAUGGUUUAGCUGCCUGGAGUCUCACCAACACUGGCAAGAGUCUGGCUUGGGUCAGCUCUGUGGCACUACAGGCUGAGGGGCGGUUUGAGAAGGCUGCAGGCGGAGUCCAGGAACAGCUGGUGCCGUACGGCAGGAAGACGGUCUCCUUCAAGUCCAGAGUGUUCCUCCGAGGUGCUCAACUCCUGGCCAAUAAGCGUGCCAGUGCUUAUGUGGCCCGCGAUUGA